UCCAUGUGUCAUGGCGGUAAAAGUGGUAUAAAAGCAUUUAGCGUAUUAUUUUAUUGAUCGACAAUUUUAUUAUUUUUAUGUAUAAAAAAUGCCUGGAUCAAUUAUUGAAAGUAUCCUUUCGGGAAAAUUGGAAUGUGAUUUGCUAUGCAGAUGGUUAAAAAACGACCCGAUUGAGGCUGCAUCAGAUGACUGUGUUUUAGUAUGUUCGAAUAGAAAUGAAUUUGUGGUGUAUUUUCUGUCUUAUCUGAGGACUCAAACUGACAGCAUUUUACAAACAAACAGCAAUGCCUUACCGCUACUACAGCACCAAGGAACACCUGAAAAAUCCCUUGGCCAGCGUCAACACCACCGCUCAAUAAGUGACCCUACCUGUGACAAUGACAAGUCAAAUGACAGUCUCACAGUCAAAUCCGACAAAAAAACCCAGGAAUCCCCAAACAGAGAGCGUAAGAAACAGGGUCGACGCGUCAAAACAAAACUGUUCACAGAUGAAAAAAGCAAAGAGCACAAUCAAUCUUUAUCCUCAGAUGAAUCAAGAGUUAGCAUUGGAGUUGAAAGACUCAUGCUGUCAAGCACUCCAAUGAAAAACGGUUUCAAAGAGUAUCCUCAACCUUUGACGAGCCCUGUGACACCUCAUUCCCGUUCUUUCAACUUUGAAAGAUGCGACACUCCCAGACUAGUAAGGCAUUCCAGAUCGCAAGAUAAAAGUGUCAGCUUAGCUGACUAUUUGGUCAACGUUCAACCUAAAAGUUCCAAAAAGAGACGUUCUAAAAAUAUGUCUAAUGAUGACAGUGAAACAAAAGUCGAUUUAGAUUUGAGUAAUUCUGAGAUUUUUCCUGAAAUUGGUGCAAGAAAAUCUAGUUCACUUAAAUCUGAAAGAAGAAGAAUCAAGCCAACCAAUAUAGACAGGAGUAAAAAAAGUUAUUCACUUAACAGUUUCACACCAGAAGCAUUUCAGCAGCCUUCACUGGGUUUGGAAGAAAAUUUAGCAUUUAAGCCCAAACUGCAACCGAAAGAAUCAUCCAAUACUUUUGAGGCUGAAAGAAAUAUCCUUAAACAGGAAAGGCAUAAAUUAAUGGAAAAAUUUAACAUUCUACACACAUCCACAUCACCUAAAGUGACUACGCCACACACCAAAAUAACUCAAAAAGAUUCAAUUGAGAAAAACCAUAAUUAUAUAGAAGCCGAUUUUAAUAAAGUCAUGUAUAAAGAAAAAAUAGAUAUCUUGGUCGAAAUAUACGACGUUUUAUUGAAAAAUAAUCUAAUAUUAAACGUCAAUACAGAAAUAUAUUUUCUUAUAACUAUUCUGUUGUCGAAGCAAUUAGAGGAAGAUUAUAGACUCUCUGAAUCUCAAAUGCAAGUAAAUAUGUGUGAUAAUAUACUUAAACCAGUACACAAUAGUACAUAUUUUGCAGUGAAAUCAUUAUGGAAUGAACGAGGUAUAUUAGAAGUGAUCUUAGACAAGAAUUCCCUUAAAAUAUUGGGUGAGAAUAAGAAAGUUCGAAGUUUUUACCCAGAAUUGGCCAAGUUUUUGCUGAAUUCUUAUGGAUUGAAAUGUGAAGCUGAGUCAAAUUCUGACAGGUCUAAACUAGUGUCUGAUAGUAGGUGUUCAAAUGGCAUGGUGUGCUUUAACCUUGAGACUGACAAUGCAGAGAAUUUUCCGUCCAUCCUUAGCUUCCAGAAUUUCAAAAAACAGAGGGAUAUGUUUUACGAGAUUUUGAGAUGGUAUCAAGACAGUCAGAAUGCAGGCCUAUCUCGUUCGAUUCUUCGAGCGCGUAUCAAAGCCCUGCUGUGCACGGGCACGAGCGCCGCCAACUACGCGCACCUGGCGGCUCUGUUCACGCAGAUGCUGCUGGACUCACUGCCACCCAACGAACAGGAAUCGAAGCUAAGUAAGCUCCAAAGAAGACUGACCUGUCCAUCUGCGUCGGAAUCCAAUCGACUUCCACAUUUCUCUGAUAAGGAAAUGUUUUAUAAGGAAUUCGUAAUGUUCUCGGAGAAUGAGAGUUUUAGAGUGCAUCUACGCGAUGCGUUGGCUUCCGAAAUUAUUGCGUUGGACAGCACACCACUUGGCAAUGAAUCUUCCAACGAAGCAGAUAUAUCCAAAGAAUUCCUCCAGAUUUCAAAAAAGCUAGGUCUUUUAUCCAAAUUUCUGGGAUAUCUAACCUCUUUGCCAUAUGCUCAAAUACCGGUGGAUAUUUUACUGAAAACAGGCACAUUGAAUGUGGGCAGUCAAAAGGAAAUAUUUACAGCGCCUAAGGAAAAAGUUUUGGAAAAUAACAUAGCGUUGAGAAACUAUAGCCAACCAGCCAUAGAUUUAAACGGGCUUCUAACCACAGCCUACGAAAACGGCCGACUCAGCGUAACCCUACCAUGGAUUGUCCACUACAUAUCCAUGCUAGACUACACUACCCUGCGCCUCAAAUACUACCAAAACCUACUAAACAUACUAUUCCACAUAUACAAACUAAAAUUCAAACAUAUAAAGAAAAACACAUUAAUAUAUCUCAAAUCUGCAUUAGGCUGGCUGUUCGACUUACCGCAUUUCCCUCAAGAAGCGUUUUACGAAAAGUCCGAAUGUUCUGUGAUAAAUUUUAACAUCGACAAUAUUGAUAUCAAAAUAAUCGAUUCUUACGAUUUGGUCGAUGAAUCGAUUUUAUUCGAACUCUGUCCUUAUUUGAAAGAUGUUAACGUAUUGGUAUCGACGUCGCGAAUUAUUCACGACAAAGAUACGGGUAGUUUUAGACAUAUAACGCCUGUGAGUUUGAGCAUGAAUUCCGAAGACCGAAUACGGAGUAAAGAAAAGGAAUUGCAGAUUCGUCUAGAAGAAGAGCUGAUCAAAAGUCAGCCGUCAUCGACGCGCCGAGUGCUGGAGCUGGUAACAGAGCGGGUGGCAUCGGGCGCGGUAAAGGAUCUCACUGCACACGCCUUGGCUGAGGCAAGGCGGAAGGCAAGGAAGAACGCUAUCGAUAUCGUCCACAAUUGUAAAGAUAAGACAUUGCUCCUACCAACCCUACAAGCGAUGUACAAUGAGUGUUUAUCGCGAUUGCGCUCAGAGGCGUUGGAGGCGUGUCGGUCCAACGUGCGACAGCGAGUGUCCACCGCGCUGGUCGCCUUGCUGCCCAACGCCCCGCCGCCCCUGCACGCCGUUGCCGCUAGAUCCUGUUACAGCCGCCUGACCAAGUGGACCAACGAUCAUUGGUCCACUACAGCGGUCCUGUGUAAGAACAUAGAAGAAGAGAUGAACUCUUUACUGGCGCUGGGCGACAGCGCGAAUGUGACUCCCAACACAGAAACAGCCUCCGUGCUCGCUGCAGAGUUCGACAGCAUGCACAGCCCGGCGCACACCAUUAUCACUCUUAAGGAACAAAUAAGUCUUUUGCUGGACUACGAGGAAAUCCCGGAUCCGUCUGCAGUGCUGGAGUCUUGCGUGAACUGCUGCCAAGCCUCCAACGUGCUGAGUCGGCCGCCCGCGCAGAGGGCGAUACUGCAGCUUUCUAUUGACUUCUGCUUAGUUUACUUAAGCAGACACAAAUCCAAGAUAAGCGAGAUUCUGCCCAAACUACACACAAUAUGGGACACCUGUUGUCCUGAUCGCAAACGCAACACCCCUGAAGAUCUGGACCCCCCGGAAAGGAGGUUGGAACUGUCCCCGACCUUUCGGAACUUCGAAGACGAGCGCGCCCCCACUCCUCAGUCUGAUGAAGAGGUCAUUGAGAUUAAGGAGAUCAAGAUCAUUGAAGUUAAGGAAGUUAAAGUUCUACCAUCAGUAGAAACCCCAUUAAAACAAGCACAGGAGUCAGAAUCGAACGGUCUGUUGGAGUUCUUCGACCGCAUACUAUGUCCGCGCAACAUAGUGUUACUGAGUGAUACGAAAUGCAAGGCUAGUGAAGUUUGGGAGGCUCUGGCCGAUGUGUUGGUGUUUUUACUCAAGAACGACUAUUUGACUGAGGAUUCUUUGACAGAGCAAUGUUUAGCUGUUUACAGACAGGACUGGCCGCAGAAUAUUCUGGAAAACUUAUCAACCUGUAUGAAGUCAGUGUCUUCGCGAUGGUCCAGGUCGUCCACGGGGAAGUUCACGUUGUUUUUAGACUUUUUAGCGGACUAUUGCAAUGAUAUGGACUAUGAUCUAGUUGAAUAAGUGUAUUUACGACAACACAUCACAAUAUGUAACAACAGAGUAGUUUAAAUGCUACUUGCAUAUAUGAUGUAGUGUAUACAUUUUUAUCAAUUUAAUCGUGCGUAAAUAGAUUUUAGAGUGAAAAAUAUAUGACAAAUAAUAUAACAUAGCAACACCAAUUUGAAUGUCUUAUAUAAAUGUUAGGUAUUUCGCGAAUACGUAGACUAGAUGAAAAAGCUAGAUUUAUGAACGUAUUAUCAAAAACAUUUUAAAUCUCAACCAUAGACUUAGGAGAUUUAUAGAGCAUAUUUUGACUUUGCUCAGAUUUUACGUAUGGUUAAAAAGACACAAAUCUGUCUCGUUUUAACUCUGUGCAAAAUCAAAGUGUACUCUAUAGAUCUGUGAAAAAGAGAAUAAACAAACUAUUUAAGCUACUUAGAUAAAGACGAAUUUUAUUACUACUCAUUUUUAUUAUAAUAUAUGAAAAUUGCGUUUCUUUGGUUUCUCAUCUUUUCAUGAACAUUGAUGAGUACUUUGUUAAUUUUUUUCUCGUUCAGAAUAUUAAUUAAAACAAAAUAUUAUAUUAGUAAAAUAAAGAAGUAAGAAUAUUAUUAAAUUCAUUUGUAUAGCAACGUUUUUGUAAAUAUUUUGUAAUAGUUUUUUUAGCAUAUUUUUAAUUAUUAUUUUUUAGAAUUUGUGAUUCAUAUUGAAACAGAAAUACUUCGGGCAUUUUUUCAAUUAUCUAGUGUGUUUCACGUGUUUGAGUUUUGAAUGUUAUUGCAACAAAUAAGCUCCUCAGCCCCAAGUUUAGCCCCAAGUAUUACUUGGUACAGGUGCCGCCAAACUUUUUGAUUGCUCUGAAGUGGUGACGAGUAUCGGCGAGGGCUCGGAAACCGGCGGCUCGAUUGCGGUAGAAUGAUAGCUACGCAUUGACAUGACAGCAGCUAAUGUCACGAUCGCAAUCAUUUCUGAUUGGUGGAUGCUCUCUUACUAUUGGCUACAAUGUAUUGUCGCAACAAGAGUGCCAUAAAUUCAGCCAAUCACUACGAUUGCGAUUGUAAUAAUGAUUGAUGCAGUUUUCCCGCAAUUGAGCAGCUGGUUAAUUUUAUUAUUAUUAUUUAUUCCCAAGUGGGGCAAACUUCUUGAUGUAAUUGUACCGACACAAACACGCGGCCUACAGGUGUUUUUUCAAUUUCAGAACGAUCGCUAAGUUUGGCGUCACCAAUACCAGACUGAAAAAAUGGUUUCGGAUUCUCGAACAUUGAUAACGAAUUGGAUAUAAACCUUAUUUUAAAACAAAGAAAAUUUACUGCCAUUUUUGUUAGAGCUUAGAUUUAAUAAAAUGUUAAUAUUAUUAAUCUUGAGGGUCUUUCUACAUUUAUACGCGUUGAUUCAGUUUGAAAAAUAUUGCAUAGUCAGCCCAGUUCUUAAGUGUUCAGUUGUCGAAUCCACGCAAUUAAGUGUGAAAAGACUCGAUACAAUAAAUAUUAUGUUGAAUUGAAACGGUUAGUCAUAACCUAUAAUAUAAAAUUUGCAUUUUAUCUUGCAUUGUUACAGAGUUAGUUGUUUACAAGAUUCAUUAAAUUAUGGUUAAUAUUUUUUACUAAGUAUAGAAAGUUGAGACGGGGCACUGAAAUGGACAAAUACAAGUACGCUGGAAUAAGUGUGCCAUAACAAAUGAUAGUUAUUUUUUGCCGAUUCGAAUAGCGGUAGUUAAAAUUAACUCUUUAUAUCACUGUGUUGACUGAUGUCUCAUCAUUAAUAUUCAGGAGUUCCGACUUACGAGUUGUCGCUUGUACGUUCACAUGUCUGCAAUUGCAGGUCCAGCGUACUUGUAUUAUAGAGAUCAGUGCUCAUGAGGUAAUCUUGCAGUUUUAGGGUUCCGCACUCAGUAAUUGAAAAAACGGAACUCUUUUUUCGUGUGUAGGUAGAUAUGUAUUGAUGUACGCUUUUUGUACUAUGUAUUUAUUUUGUGCAAUUAAACCUGUAUAUAAAUCAG
Molecule: messenger RNA, 6119 nt
Organism: Maniola jurtina (meadow brown)
Lineage: Eukaryota; Metazoa; Arthropoda; Insecta; Lepidoptera; Nymphalidae
Gene: dlt
Product: codanin-1
Exons: 15
Coding region: 89-4141 (1350 amino acids)
Biological process (GO): chromatin organization
Cellular component (GO): nucleus
Source: RefSeq, a predicted model, not a curated record